Entrophospora candida is the source of this 536-nucleotide messenger RNA. NCBI's taxonomy places the organism in Eukaryota, Fungi, Glomeromycota, Glomeromycetes, Entrophosporales, Entrophosporaceae. The record is from the annotation of a GenBank genome assembly.
AUGAAACUAAAUAAAAGCGUCCGUGAAAAAUUAAGUGAACCAGCAUAUUGGAUUUUGGUUUCGAAAACCAUCACUGCUUGCAUACUUAAAAUAUUUGGCACAAACAAAAGAUUCACUCCAGAAGGACAACAUUUAAAGUCAGAUGAAAAAAAAUCUGAGGAAGUACAAGAUUUCCGGGAAGACAAUAAUUUGAGCCAAAAAAUCAAUAUAAUAGAUAAAAAACGAAAAUUAGUUGAGGCCGAAGGCAUUGUGAACUUUUUGAAAACGGGAAAUGAACAACUAGAAAGAAAAAGUGAAGAUGAUGAAAAUGAUUUUGAAGCAACCACAUCAGACACCAAUUUUGAAUCAAUGCCUAAUUAUGAGAUUGAUAUUGACUGUAAUGAGAUUAUGAAUAUUAGUGAUAUAGAAUUACAUACUACAUUAUCACCCAUUCAAAAAUAUCCUGAUGAUAAAAGUCCAAGUGAUAUCUGGAUAUUACCUUCUGGUAAAUCUGUUCAAGAUAUUAUACGUGGACCAAAGGAUUUACAUAAAUCACA